CAUAAGCCAAAAAGGUGGGAGUACUACAUAAAAUUGGGUCAACAUAUCAAGGAGAUGAUUUAUUUCUUCUAACACCCAAACAACUCUUUCCACUUUGAUUUGGCCUUCUUCUCUCUUUCUCAAAUUACAGAAGAAUUUUAUCUUGAAUAAGAGAAGAAGAUGAAGGGGAAUGCUAAAGAGGAGGAAAAGGGAGCAAAGCCAUCAAAGAAUGAAAUUUUUGAUUUAUGUGGUCCUUCACACCUUAAAUGUGUUGAUUGGAGAAUACCAGAUCAUAGAAGAUCAAUUGCAGCAAGUUUAGUACAAGGAGUAUACAUUCUUGAAAGAGACAGACAACAAAACAGAACACAACACAAAGCAUUAGCCCCAAUUUGGUGGCAUUUUUUCCAUUUCCAAUGCAUUCAAAUCCUUGUAGACCGAGUUGAUUCCUCCACAUUUGGAGCCAUCUAUCAAUACAAACCUUACAACCCUACUUACCCCCACUCCUUACCAUCCCAACAUCUACCUCCUAACUAUGUCAUUGCCUUUAGAGGAACUCUCAUCAAACCCGACACUCGAAAACGAGACCUCUAUUUGGAUAUCCAAUUAGCCCUAAAUGGGUUAACCCGAAAUACUCGAUACCAAAUCGGGUUUCAAGCAAUUCAAUCCAUAAUAGCCAAAUCUGGACCCACAAAUGUAUGGUUAACAGGACACUCACUAGGAGCAUCUAUUGCAUUACAAGCUGGUAAAGACAUGGCUAAAAAAGGGUGUUUUAUAGAAACUUAUCUAUUCAACCCACCAUAUGUUUCUGCCCCGAUUGAAAAACUCAAAUACCCGUAUUUAAAAACGGGUGCCCGGAUUGCUACUAGUGUUGUAACAGCUGGUCUUUCCCUUGCUCUAAAGGGCACAAAAAAUGAUGUUAAUAGUACUAUGCAUUAUGACCCGUUUAGGGUACUUGGAUCCUGGAUCCCAUACUUGUUUGUGAACCCAAAAGAUCCGAUUUGUUGCGAGUAUAUCGGGUAUUUCGAGCAUCGAGAGAAGAUGGAAGGAUGGGGUGUAGGAGGAAUUGAAAGGAUUGCAACAAAGGAUUCUGUUGUGGGUUUGAUAUCAGGUGUAUUAGGGAGAGAUGGGGAGGCAUUACAUCUAAUCCCUUCAGCAUUUGUUGUCAAGAAUAUGGUUGUGAAGGAACAAGAUGUAAAGGUAGCUCAUGGUAUUCAUCAAUGGUGGGACCCUCAUCCAUAUUGGCAUCCUAAACUUUACCAAUAUAGGUGACAUAAUCUAGGCUCGGGUAUUUGAUUAAAAACUCUAUUAAUAUUGAGUAGUGUAGGAUAUAAUUCGGAAUAAUGACAAUUGAAUUGGUGCGGUUCUGCAUAUGCAUAGAUAAGUGUUCGACCCAUUCUAUACUAAGAUCGAUCGUGGGUUUGCCCUGGUAAUUAUUAACUAUGCAAGAAAGAGUUGUGAUUUGCUUGCUCUUUUGUUUUUUUUCUUGGCACGCAGUAUCUUAUUUGUUUAUGUUGGAUCAAUUGCGAUUGUAGAAAGGAAUUCAUUGGGCUAUUUAUGGUAUUAGUUCUGUGAUUUUUUAUUUUUUUAUCCUCUAGCUGAUUAUUGUGACCUAUUUUUUUAGAUAAAGUAUGAUAAGAGUAUUUAGUAUUUGAGUA
Molecule: messenger RNA, 1634 nt
Organism: Amaranthus tricolor (Joseph's coat)
Lineage: Eukaryota; Viridiplantae; Streptophyta; Magnoliopsida; Caryophyllales; Amaranthaceae
Product: GDSL esterase/lipase At4g10955-like
Exons: 3
Coding region: 160-1248 (362 amino acids)
Biological process (GO): lipid metabolic process
Source: RefSeq, a predicted model, not a curated record